AUGUCAAUAAAGAUUUUUAUUUUUUAUUUUAUUAUUAUUGGUGGUACGAAAAUCUUCUGUGACAUAUCUGGGCCCAGACAUAGACCAUUCAUAACACCUGCAUCCCGUAAAAUGGUUUUUGAUAAUAUUCAUGGACUUAGUCAUCCAAGUGCUAGGGCCACUAUCAAAUUGGUGACUGAGAGGUAUGUAUGGCCGGGCAUUAGGAAGGAUUGCCGGAAUUGGGCGCGCUCGUGUAUCUCAUGCCAGAGAUCGAAAGUAUCGAGACACGUACACGCCCCUAUCCAGGAUUUUAAGCUUCCUACGGCCCGUUUCUCUCACGUUCACGUAGACUUGAUAGGUCCACUUCCCGUCUCUGAUGAUUACCGAUACUGCUUCACAGCUAUAGAUAGGUUUACCAGGUGGCCGGAGGCAGUGCCGUUAAAGGAUAUCAGAGCGGAGAGUGUAGCAAAAGCUUUUAUAUCAUCGUGGAUAUCACGUUUUGGUUGCCCAGAAAAGGUAACCACAGAUAGGGGGAAACAGUUUGAAUCUCAUCUUUUCAGGCAGAUAUCAGCGCUUAUAGGUUCACGACAUAUACAAACUACUGCGUAUCACCCGGCUGCCAAUGGUCUAGUGGAACGCUUCCAUCGACAACUUAAGGCAGCUAUUAUGUGUCACGCAGACGAGAACUGGACUGAGAAACUUCCACUUGUACUUCUGGGUAUUCGUAGUGCAUGGAAGGAUGAUUUGUCUGCUUCUACUGCUGAACUAGUUUACGGAGAACCGCUUAAGUUACCCGGCGACUUGUUUGAACCGACGGCUGAUAGACUGACUGACUACACCGACUUUCUGGACAGGUUGCGUUUACAUAUGAAAAGGUUACAACCUACACCAGUUACUGGACAUGGUACACGUAAAAUCUUCGUUUUUAAAGAUUUAGCGACUGUUUCACAUGUAUUUUUACGACAGGACUUUGUACGGAGAUCGUUACAACCACCUUAUGCCGGUCCGUAUAAGGUAAUAGAGCGCGGUAAAAAAAAUUUCAAAAUUGACGUUGCUGGUAGAAUAGUCAACGUUUCUAUCGACAGGUUGAAACCGGCCUAUAUCCUGACGGAUGAACCAGGUAGUUCUGGUGCGACGUCGACUAUACCAAGGACGCAGGGGACUAACGCUGCGAGUGAUGGUACAAGAACACUUUCAACUCCUCCGCAAUUCAGGACGUCUCGCUACGGUCGCCGAGUACGAUUCCCUGAUUUCUAUCGACCUUAA
Molecule: messenger RNA, 1245 nt
Organism: Parnassius mnemosyne (clouded apollo)
Lineage: Eukaryota; Metazoa; Arthropoda; Insecta; Lepidoptera; Papilionidae
Source: the annotation of a GenBank genome assembly